This is a messenger RNA of Acaulospora colombiana, 215 nucleotides long. The record is from the annotation of a GenBank genome assembly. NCBI's taxonomy places the organism in Eukaryota, Fungi, Glomeromycota, Glomeromycetes, Diversisporales, Acaulosporaceae.
AUGGAAUCACACAAAUAUUCAGGCAAACCAUUAACAGUAAAGAGCACAGAGCUUUCAGUCUCCUGGACCAUACAAGCCGAAAAACCAAUGGAUGAAGCCGCCAACAAUGAGAGAAAUUGGGACUUUGAUGUUGCUGAUGGAACGGCUAAGACUCGUCUUAAAGGAAUUAAUGAACAAGCCAUGCGGCUCGUUCUCCAACCAUUUAAACAUUUGAA